This is a messenger RNA of Hemibagrus wyckioides, 2146 nucleotides long. It is a transcript of the gene pycard, whose product is annotated as PYD and CARD domain containing. The record is from RefSeq and is a predicted model, not a curated record. NCBI's taxonomy places the organism in Eukaryota, Metazoa, Chordata, Actinopteri, Siluriformes, Bagridae. Gene Ontology annotation, biological process: inflammatory response; innate immune response; regulation of apoptotic process. Bases 247 to 564 code for a protein of 105 amino acids. The transcript is spliced from 5 exons.
UCUCAAAUCUCCGCCCUUUUCACAUUAUCAGAGACACCUCCAGCUCCAGUUCAGGCUGUUUCUUGGUUUCUUUUAUUUUUAUGAAUUACUAGACGAUUCAGACGUUAGCGCACAAUUUCUUUUUAAAAAGUUCACAGACAAACUGAUGAGUAAAGUGACUGAAAAAGUCGGUGAAUUAAUCAGGACUUCAUUCGGGACAAAAAAAAGCGCGCGCUUCGGAUUCAUCUUCUGAUCCAGAUCUGCACAAUGUCCGGGGGUGGAUACAUGGAGGUGGACAGCUGGAAGCCUUCACGGCAGUGUGGUGCGGUCUUUAUCGAUCAGCACACAGACACGCUGAUACAGAGAGCCUGUACUGUGGAACCCAUACUGGACAAACUCCUGAGCCUGAACAUCAUCAAUAACGAGGAGUACCAAAACAUCAGAGCUGAGACAACACCUCAGAAACAAAUGAGGGAACUUCUGAUGGGGCCCAUGAGGUCCAGGGGAGAUUCAGCAAAGCAGGCGUUGUACAACACUCUGAAAGAACAGCAGCUGCACAUGAUGGAGGACCUCGGAGCUGCUUAACAACUCCACAUGACUCAGAAAUGAGGCGAAAAACGUGGGCUAUGUUGUUGGUGAAGAAAAGCAGACAAUAAUUACACAAAUGAACACUGGACUUUCUCUUGCUUUAUCACAGAACACAGCCAACGUUCCUGUCCAGUCGUCCUGAGGGAAACUCAUCAGACGUACACUCUGUAGGUUCCCUUUAAAGUGCACUAAAAUAAUUAUGCCUACAUACUGAUUAGCACAGCUCUAAACAGACUAACUAACUAACUAACAGUAAGUAUGCUAACAUAAACACACAUGCUAAUAAGUAAACAAAACUGAAAACUAGUGUUAGGCUGAUUUAAAUAACUAGCAUAAGAAAAGGCUAAUGUACAAACUAGCAAUAAAGUAAACAGACUAAGUAAACUAACGUUAAUAAGAAAGUAAAUAUGCCUACUGACAAACUAGCAUCCCAGUAAACAUGCUAAUGUACAAACUAGUAGUAAAGCAGGUAGAUUAACCAAUAAACCAUCAUCAGUGAAUGACCCAUGAUUCCGUUAUCAGUGAAUUUAUUAACAUUUAAGACUUUAAAGAUAUUUCUUCUUGUGAGCAGCAAAGUGUCCAGGAUUCAUCACUGCUUAGAAAAACAAAACAAAAAACAAUCAGUUAGAACAAAAGGAACUGUCUUAUAUAAUAAAUACAUUUUAUACAGUAAGAAUAUAUUCACUGACCACAGUGCAGGCUACUCUAGAUGGACUCCAUCACACGUGUCCUUCGAGUCAAUUAGCCUUAGUGUGAAGAGAGUGGAGAGAAAAAUGCAAAAACAUUUUCAAUGGAAACAAGUCAAACUUUACAGAGCGGCUAUUUGGUCAGCGGCUCAUGUAGUGUUUUUGAUAACAAAAUAAAAGUCUCACUGUUUUUUGGAGCGCAGAGCUUUUCUGGCCUCGCGAGCUUCGUUCUCGGCGUAAAUUUUCUUGUAGCAGUAAAUCAGCACCCCGAUCAGCCACAGCUGCAGAAACACAAUGAUGACGUACAUCAUGAUCUCUGAAAUCACCGCCGUCAGCUCACGAUUAGCUGAAGAGAGAGAGAGAUAAAGUAAAAUGAUGAAAUGUCUCAGACAGAUCAGGUGACUCUGCUCCAGGAACACGGUUCUUCAAACGAUGUCUGAAGACCUCCCUUUUCCUGAAGCACUUAAACUAGCUCUUAACUUUCCCUGUUUUUAUGUAUUGUUACAUGUUUAAAAAAACACCAAUUUUAGGCUAAUGGAAUCUUAAGUCUGUAAUCUACUGACCCAGUGUUAAUGUAUUCACUGAUAGAGACUUAAAGCACGUUUGUAUAUCGUGUUACUUUAUCCUGCGUGUGGAUCUGAGAAACUGUGCGAGAGAGAUCGCAACUAUCAUGGAGACGCAGGUUCGAACCCUGCUUUGGGCGGAGUCUCCUGAUCGUUACAUCGUGUUCCUGCAAUUAAAAGCUUUCUAGAAUGUACAUGCCCCGCCUCCAGGGGCGUGUCUUACUGCUCAUCAAACAUGGUUUGUCUUCACACAUUUUACAUCUGGUUAUAAAUAUUUGCAUUCCAUUUGUUUUAUAAAAAUCUCAUGUAGAUAAAAUAAUUGUAUUUUUA